Messenger RNA from Cyanistes caeruleus (blue tit), 2363 nucleotides. RefSeq lists its product as uncharacterized. NCBI's taxonomy places the organism in Eukaryota, Metazoa, Chordata, Aves, Passeriformes, Paridae. The record is from RefSeq and is a predicted model, not a curated record.
UCUGCAGAUCCUGUGAUGUCACAUGGGGGGCUCUGCAGGUCCUGAGAUGUCACACGGGGGGCUCUGCAGAUCCUGUGAUGUCACAUGGGGGGCUCUGCAGGUCCUGAGAUGUCACACGGGGGGCUCUGCAGGUCCUGUGGUGUCACACAGGGGGCUCUGCAGGUCCUGUGAUGUCACACAGGGGGCUCUCGCUGCCCCACAGCGUCACAAAGGGGUCUCUGCUGUGACACCACAGGCUGGUGUCACCAGAGCCUCUGCCACCCCAGCAGGGUUGGGGCCUCUCACUGGGGCCCCACAUGUCUCUGGGGAGCCUCUUCCCCGGCCUGUGCUGGUGACCUGGAGUGCUACAGACAGUGCCAUGGGCAUCCUCAGCGUCUUCACCGUGGGAGAGCUGCUGGCAAUGACGAUGGUGGUGCUGCAGCUCAUCCUGGUCACUGUCACGCUACGGGACAAGCGUCUGUGGAGGAUCCGUCAGAACUCAAAGCACCCAAGUGCAGCGAGAGGCCGGCUGCAGGGGCAGAGCGAUGUGGACAGGGCACGGAGGUCAGCAGACAUGGAGCUGCAGCCCCAUGGCAGCUCCCCAGGCAGUUCCAUCAGCUCCAGGAGCCGUUUCCCAAGGUUCAUCCGGAGCUGCCGGGACUCCCGGGCGCUCUUUGAGGAGCAGCGCGAGGAGCUGGAGGCACAGCUAGCCCAGCGGCCGAGGAUGCCGAGGGGCUGCGGGGCGGCCCAGAGCUCCGUGCCCGUGGAGCCGGGGCUGCUGGGGGGCAGAGAGUCCCCUCGGGCUGGAGAGGGGCGGCCCAGGGCGAGCUCGGGCCCAAGAGGACAAAGGGGCAGCGGCACCUCAGGCAGGACCUGACUCUCCCAGAGCCACGCUCGCCAGGCCUCAUCCCUUCGUAGCUCAGACUUUUGCUCAUCCUCUGUCUCAAUGUUUCCUCUCAGCAAUGAAAAAAACAAAAAAAAAAAAAAGAAAAAGAGAAAAAAAAGAAAAGCCCAAGCAAAGCAAAGCUAAGGUUUUAUUUGUGAAAUAAGUGUUACUGUCCUUCACAGCAGCAGCCACAUUAAGUUCCAGUGGGGCUUUGGCCCUUCUCGUUUUCCCCCUGCAGGACCCCAGGACAUCCUUGUCACCUCCUGCUUUGCUGCCCCUUCUUCCAAAGGCAGACCCUCUCCAUUUCUGCUGCCUCCCUCCUUGCUUCCCUGAGAAUCCAGAGCUCCUGCUCAGAUGGUCGCUGUGCCCAGCACAGCCUCCCCCAUCACAUCGCUUCUACCUUUUUCUUGUUUGGAUUUCUUUUUUUAUUGUACUUUUAUUGUAAUUUUUUUCUAUUAUCUCACAAGUUUGUUUCUCAGAGUCCUGCUCCCAAGGCAGCGAGGGCUCUCUCUUGGGCUCCUGGGUGUCAUAGAGGGAUUUCUGAGUGCCCCGUGCUGUCACAAAGAGGGUUCUGGCUGCCCCGUGAUGUCACCCAGGGGACUCUGCCAGACUGCCAGGCUGUAAAAGGGGUGCCCCAGGAGCAGACAGUGCCGGGCACAGCAAUCUGGCAGUGUCUCUUGGCAGACAGCAGCCUCAGCCUCCCACCAGGGUGGGGCUGGAUUUCCAUCACUGGGGCCCUGCAGGUCUCUGGGGAGCCUCUUCUCCGGCCUGUGCUGGUGACCUGGAGCUCCAGGGAUGGUUCCAUGGGGUGCCCCAAGAGCUUCACCCAAGGUUCACGGGAACGUGCCCGGGCCUCCCCCCGGAGCGGCGCCAGGAGCGGCGCAGGAUGCCGAGGGGCUGCAGGGCGGCCCAGCCUGAGGUGCCCGUGGAGCUGGGGCUGCUGGGGGGCAGAGAGUCCCUGCGGGCCCCUGCAGAGGGGUGGCCUCGGGCGGCCCUGGGCAGCGCGGCCCAAGGGGACAAAGCCAAGGCCAAGAGACGAGGCAGCCGCUGCUCGCUGGAGCUGGAGCGGGGCAGCAGCGGCGCAGCCGUGGGCUGGUUCAUGCCCCCAGCAGAAGCGCAGAGCUCUGGCCCCAUGGCACCGAGGAGCAGCAGCUGCUCGCUGGAGCUGGAGCUGGAGCUGGAGCUGGAGCUGGAGCUGGGCAGGACCGUCACCCCUGGCCGGGCCAGGCCAUCCCUGUCGCUGCCCAGGCCCCAGCAGCCGCUGCCCCAGGCCGGGGAGAGCGGCAGGGAGGCAGGAUGUGGCUUCCUGGAGCUCUGCUCCUCCCUGAGGGACAUGGUGGUGGGCUGGUGGACACGACACGUCCAGCGCCGCCGCAGCCGCCACGUCCGCUUCGCCAGCCCUCUGGUGACGGUGAGGUACAUUGACUAGAGGGGCUGCGGAUGCUCCCCUCCCACAGCCUUGAUAGCCAUUCCUGGUUAAUAAAUUAUCAAAACACUU